Talaromyces amestolkiae is the source of this 504-nucleotide messenger RNA. RefSeq lists its product as uncharacterized. NCBI's taxonomy places the organism in Eukaryota, Fungi, Ascomycota, Eurotiomycetes, Eurotiales, Trichocomaceae. The transcript has 5 exons. Bases 1 to 504 code for a protein of 167 amino acids. The record is from RefSeq and is a predicted model, not a curated record. Gene Ontology annotation, molecular function: carbonate dehydratase activity; zinc ion binding.
AUGGCCUCCAGCCCAAGUAUAGACGAACUCUUGAAGCGUAAUGCUAAAAGGAUGGAAACAUUCCAACCCAUACCCUCCCUGGCCGAGAUCAGUCAACUUCCUCCUGAUCAGAGCUUGCCAAUGCCAAAGAUAUUUAUAGAUGCGGUCGUUACUCGAGGUGCUGCAGGCCGCAUGGCCUCUCAGUUCAGUAAUCUGCUGUUCCUCGACCAUGUCUUGAAGUUCACAGAUAUAAUGAUCAUGCACCACACAGAUUGCUCAGCACAACUCUUUGCCAACGCAGACGUGUGUCAGGUACUAAGCGAGCGCGCCCCUGAUGCCUCUGGCAAAGUUGACGAUCUCAUACUUCCCGGAUUCGAGGAUCUUGAGCGUAGCGUGCAAGAGGAUGUGCAGCUCGUGAAGCGUUCGCCGCUUGUGCGAAAGGAGCUUGCUGAGCGGACGAGGGGGUUUGUGUAUGAUAUCAAGACUGGGGAGGUGAAGCCUGUAGCUGAGGUGAGCUCUGCUUGA